Thunnus maccoyii (southern bluefin tuna) is the source of this 1822-nucleotide messenger RNA. RefSeq names its product ADP-ribosylation factor 4-like. NCBI's taxonomy places the organism in Eukaryota, Metazoa, Chordata, Actinopteri, Scombriformes, Scombridae. Gene Ontology annotation, cellular component: cytoplasm; plasma membrane. The transcript is spliced from 6 exons. Gene Ontology annotation, biological process: intracellular protein transport; vesicle-mediated transport. Gene Ontology annotation, molecular function: GTP binding; GTPase activity. The coding region runs from base 366 to 914 and encodes 182 amino acids. The record is from RefSeq and is a predicted model, not a curated record.
CUCAGGAUGGCGACGGAAUUAUCCGCGAAGACCCGCCCUACUCUACCUCUGAUUGGCUCUGACCCUGAUACCCUUACCCUAACCCCAAAUCUAACCAAUCUUAUCAACGAAGGCAAUGAUACUGGCCAAUCAUAGGCAGAGUAGGGCGGGUCAUUCCGUCGCCCUCCUAGGAAAACUUUUUUACGUGAGGUGUCAAUGCUGCCUGCUCCUCCGCUGCCACCGUGUACCAAGUUGACAGCAACCGGGAUGAUGACAUGGAUAACACACAAACAAACACGCUGCUGCUGCUCUAUAAAACCGGAGACACCGACACACACCGACAGAGACACCGAGCUGCUGCCGAGGAGGAGCUUUCUACCUGAGCCAUGGGCGUCUUCAUCUCACACAUCUUCUCCAGAUUCACCGCCAAGAAACCUGUCAGGAUUUUAAUGGUGGGUCUGGACGCAGCGGGUAAAACCACUCUGCUGUACAAACUGAAGCUGGCUGAGGUCGUCACCUCCAUCCCAACCAUUGGCUUUAAUGUAGAGACACUGGAGUAUAAGAACAUCAGUUUUACAGUUUGGGAUGUUGGUGGUCAGACUGUCAUCAGACCCCUGUGGAGACACUACUACAUGAACACAGAGGGUCUGAUAUUUGUUGUCGACAGCAACGACCCUGAGAGGAUUAAAGAAGCUGCUGACGAGCUGCAAAGGAUGUUAGGAGAAGACCAACUGAGGGGCGCGGCCUUACUGGUAUUUGCUAACAAACAGGAUUUACCCAGAGCCAUGCCAGUCAGUGACAUCACAGAGGCCCUGAGCCUAUCAGGAGUCUCACAGCCGUGGUUUGUCCAGUCGUGCUGCGCUGUGAGCGGCGCGGGUCUGUACGAGGGUCUGGACUGGCUUUCCAACCAGAUCCUGGAAAACAGAAGAAGCUGAUCUGGAGCUCCGGUCCUCUGCUUUAUUUUGGUUUCCUGCUGCGUCUUUAAGCACAUCAGGCAGUCUGCUGUGAACUCAGCUGAGCCGGUGUAGAAGAGAAACAUCAAGGAUCCACAUUGUCACAAAGAGAUUUUACUGCUGCGUUCACAGCACACGGAAAACACCGUAGAUCACAGCUUCCUUCUGGAAAAUACAGUUACAGUUUGUGCCACAUAAGUGUCAUUUUAGAAGAAUUUAAAAAUAAGUUAAAGGUUUAAGUUCUUUUUAUGUACUUGAAAUUAACCAGAAAUACCUGCAGCAGAUGUUUUCAGCUUUCAUUACACUACAUAUGUUGUUUUAUUACCUCAAAUUGCUGUUACUGGUGAAUUCACUGCAGUGUUUUCCUCUUCUGAAAUGUCUGAACGUAUAAAACAUUCCUUCAUGUCCUGCUGACUUUAUAAUUGGCUCUACAAGACAGACAUCAAUGUGUUUUUAUCUGUUUUCAUAUAUAUAGAUGAUAAAACCAGUAUGAUAUAAACAGAUUAUUGGCCACAGAGUUGAUGUCUCUGAUAUCACCAGAAAGGAAAUUAGUUAAUCAAUGUGAAAUCAAGACAAAUAUCACAAUAAUUCAUUGAUCGCAACUGAUAAAAUGACGCAGCAGCACUGAAGUCAAAUGUUUCUUAAUUCUAAAAUUGGGAACCAUGUUUUAGACAACCAGACGGAUCAUUUUGGAAAAUAAAUUUAACUGCACUGAUUCUCUUUUAUCUUUUGACCUGUUUAAGAAUUCUUUAUUAUUUAAUUAGUUAAUAUUCAGUUCAUCUGUCAGAAGUGAUUUUACUCUUAAUUACUUAUUUAUUAAAAAAACUUAUGUUUCUUGUAUGACGUCUACAAAUUAGGUUUUUUUUUACAAUAAAAUAUCUUUGUAACAC